This is a messenger RNA of Capsicum annuum, 1451 nucleotides long. RefSeq names its product probable choline kinase 2. Gene Ontology annotation, cellular component: cytoplasm. Gene Ontology annotation, molecular function: choline kinase activity; ethanolamine kinase activity. Gene Ontology annotation, biological process: phosphatidylethanolamine biosynthetic process; phosphatidylcholine biosynthetic process. Bases 165 to 1223 code for a protein of 352 amino acids. Lineage: Eukaryota; Viridiplantae; Streptophyta; Magnoliopsida; Solanales; Solanaceae. The record is from RefSeq and is a predicted model, not a curated record. The transcript is spliced from 8 exons.
AAAGUUUAUUGUUGUCACACAAGCAGUUUGAAAAUAAUUAUAAAACAACAAACAGAUUGAAAAUUUGGAAAGAUGCCACGUGAAGCAAUCAAUAAGACGCAUAUUCCCAUCACCAUUUUUCUCUCAACAUAACUUCAAACACUUGACAGGCGUUCUUCGAUCAAAUGGAAAAUUCAUCAUCAAUGAACAAUAAAGACGACGACGUGAUUCCCGAAGAAGCGAAGGUGAAAUUAAAGAAAUUAGCAUCACAAUGGGACGAUAUAGUGGAUCCAAAUGCCUUAAACGUUUUCAGAUUAAAGGGAGCGAUGACGAACGAGGUGUAUCAAAUCAAAUGGCCGAGUAGGAACCCGGAACAACAGCGAUCUAGGAAGGUGUUGGUGAGGAUCUAUGGGAAAGGUGUUGAUGUUUUCUUUGAUCGGCAGAAUGAAAUUAGGAUUUUCGAGUUUAUGUCUAAGCAAGGACAAGGUCCUCGUUUGCUUGGUCGAUUUCAGAAUGGCCGUAUUGAGGAAUUCAUUCGUGCUCGGACAUUAUCAGCUCCUGAUCUGCGUGAUCCAGAGAUAUCUUCCUUGAUAGCUGCGAAGCUGAGAGACUUUCAUCAGCUUGAUAUGCCGGGUCCUAAGACUGUCAUCCUCUGGGAUAGAAUGCAAAAUUGGCUUAAUGUGGCCAAAGGUCUGGCUUCUGCUGAAGAAGCUAAGGACUUUCAGUUGGACCUUCUACGAGAUGAGAUUCUAUUGUUGGAAAAGAAUCUUGCUGGCAAUAAUCUAAGCACGGGGUGCUGCCACAAUGACUUGCAGUAUGGGAACAUAAUGAUGGAUGAAGAGACAAGAUCAAUAACCUUUAUUGACUAUGAAUAUGCUGGUUACAACCAUGUUGCAUUUGAUAUAGCAAAUCAUUUUUGUGAAAUGGUUGCUGACUACCAUACAGAAACACCUCAUAUUAUGGACUUCAGAAAGUAUCCCGGCCUGGAGGAGCGCAAAAGAUUUUUGUCUGCAUAUCUAAAUAGUACAGGUAGCUCUCCCAGUCAACGGGAACUGGAGAAAUUAGUUCAAGAAGUGGAGAAGUAUACCCUUGCCAGUCAUCUUUUUUGGGGUCUAUGGGGAAUAAUAUCGCACCAUGUCAAUAAGAUAGACUUCGACUACUUGGAGUAUGCUAGGCAAAGGUUCCAGCCAUACUGGUCAAAGAAACCUGAGCUAUUGGGAUCAUCAGAUUCCAAGAAAGGUUAACAUGAAACCAAGGACUUGCUUGAUCCAUUUGUUGAUUUAGAGAGAGUUGUUGUUAUCCCCCGGAGUUUUGCUUGAAGAAAGACUUUUAAUCCUCCGAAAAUUGUGAGUCGUGAUGGAAUUUUUCUGGUCAUGAAGUUUAUCAGCUAAGUCUAGGAUUAGAUCAUCAAUUUCUGUCGAAUUUUGCUUGUUUUCUUGUGUAUAUCUCUACAGGGGUGCUGUUUUUUUUUU